AUGGCUUCAUCACCGGCUUCAUCCGUGGAUGAAGAAGCCAAACCGUCGCACCUUCGUCAUUCAAUAGAACUUCAGGACGAAUAUGGCCUGGAGCGUUUGGAGACUACUGAUGGCUAUGACUUUGUCUCCCCCUUCCAGGGACAUACACGAAACGACCAUAGGGAUAUGAUGCGUAUGGGCAAGGAUCAGGACUCCCAACAUCAAGGGCUGAAAGACGGCGGAGCUGCUGGUCUAUUUUGGUCCUAUUUAUGGACUUUUAUCGGGUUUGGCUUUUGCAUCUGCUCCAUGGCGGAAAUGGCGUCAAUGUUAGUUCAAAAAGCCCGUUGUUUUAUGUACGGCUGGUUUGCUAAAGAUGGAUUCCAAUCAAACAGGGCACCGAUUUCCGGUGGACAGUAUCAUUGGGUCUCUGAAUUUGCCUCUCCGCGAUAUCAAAAAUCUCUGAGUUAUAUCACGGGAUGGAUGUCAGUUCUAGCAUGGCAAGCCGGAGCAGCAGCGGGCCCAUUCUUAGCCGGUACUCUCAUCCAAGGCUUGAUCAUCCUGAACCGCCCUGGCUAUGAGCCAACCCGUUGGCAGGGCGUCCUGCUCGUCUGUGCUAUGGCCGUCUUUGCCUAUCUUAUCAAUGUCUGGUUUGCCCAAGCAAUGCCCAUGAUCCAGAACAUUCUCCUAGUUCUACACAUCUUAGUUUUCCUGGCAGUUAUCAUUGUUCUCUGGGCAUUGGCUCCUCUCAAUUCCGCAGAGACAGUAUUCACCGUGUUUGCUGAUCAUGGGGGAUGGCCGACAAUAGGCCUCAGUCUCAUGGUUGGCCAGAUAACUGCAAUGUAUGGCUCAUUAACAUCCGACGCCGCCGCACACAUGGCAGAGGAAGUCAGAGACGCAUCACGGCACGUUCCACGGGCCAUGGCUUGGGGCUAUUUCAUAAACUGUGCCAUGGGCUUAAUUCUCCUUGUUACCUACCUUUUCGCCCUCCCUUCUGUUAUCGCAGCUAUCAACAAUCCAACAUUAUUUCCCUUUCUAUAUGUCUUCGGAGGUGCCCUACCACCUACGGGCGUUACCAUCCUUGCAAGUAUGAUUCUGAUACUUAUCGUCUCAAGUAACGUUUCUUUCAGCGCCGCAGCAUCACGGCAAACAUUCUCCUUUGCUCGUGACCACGGGCUCCCCUUCGCCAAAUGGCUAGCAGCGGUUCAUGAAACAAAACGUCUACCAGUCAAUUCAAUCCUAGUGACUUGUCUCAUUUCCAGUCUGAUGUCGUUGAUCUACAUCGCAGCCGAUGUCGCCUUCAACGCCAUCAUUUCCCUUUACGCCGGUUCGCUCAUGGCCACCUAUGCGUUUUCUAUCGGGGCCGUUCUCUACCAGCGCGUCUAUCACCCAGAGCGAAUGCCUCCAGCUGCCUGGAGCUUGGGGAAAAGAGGAGGCCCUAUCGUCAAUGCAAUUUCCUGUUUGUACGUUGUUUUUGCUCUCUUUUGGAGCUUCUGGCCCAAUGAAAGCCAUGUUACGGCAAAAAACUUCAAUUGGGGCGUCGUAAUGUAUGUUGUCGUUGCGAUUGCGAGCCUUGUCAUAUACUACAUGAGCGGACGAAAAGUGUAUACGGCACCAGUGAGUACGGUCGUUGGAAGAUAA
This is a messenger RNA of Uncinocarpus reesii 1704, 1617 nucleotides long. RefSeq lists its product as uncharacterized. Gene Ontology annotation, cellular component: membrane. The transcript has 4 exons. The coding region runs from base 1 to 1617 and encodes 538 amino acids. The record is from RefSeq and is a predicted model, not a curated record. NCBI's taxonomy places the organism in Eukaryota, Fungi, Ascomycota, Eurotiomycetes, Onygenales, Onygenaceae. Gene Ontology annotation, molecular function: transmembrane transporter activity. Gene Ontology annotation, biological process: transmembrane transport.